UUGUUAAGCCGUGAUAGAAAAAGUAUAUAAAGGGAGUAGCGAGUCAACAGCACACGAUAACCAAGAUAUAAGAAAAAACAACCAAGAGAGAAACCGAGAUGCAGACGAUGAAAGUGUUCGUGGUUUUUGUUGCCGUAUUCGUGAUUGAGCAAGCAUCGGCGGCAGUAAAUACAAAUGAACUUGCCAAAGCAUUACACAAUAAACUAUCCAGUAUUCUGGAGCCCGAGCUUAUGUUUGCCCCGGCACCGCCUGGGAGUAACUUUAAAGGUCGACCCCAGCCUGUGUCGCCCAAGCUUGACUUUCUUCUUGUUCUCGACAGCAGCGGGAGCAUUACUGCCGAGCAUUUUGAAUGGGUAAAAGACAAUAGCAAGGUUCUAGUAGAUUACAUUCACGGUCAAUCUCCGAUUGGGACGUAUGGAUCACGGGUCGGACUCAUCGAGUACUCCACCCAAUGCAAAACCCACGUGGAAUUUUCAUUCUGCGACUACAACACUGUCAGUACUAUAAAAAACCGGAUCAGUCAAGUGAAGUUUGAUAACGGCGGUUCCACUGCGACGGGCCCUGCACUACAGUUGGCUAAAACGGAACUGGAUAUCAAAGGUCGCCCAGGCAACGUGAGAGUGGUGUGGGUGAUUACAGACGGCAAAUCGAACUCUGGUGUGAAACCUAAGAUACCCGCGGAUGACCUUAGAGCGAAUGGUGUUAUGGUUUGUGUUGUUGGCGUCGGCAAUUCCGUCAACGACGUGGAGCUCAACCAGAUCGGGGACAGCGGGUGUGUAUUCCGCUCAGACUCGUACAGUCAGUUGAAGACGGCAGCCAGAAUGGCUUACAACCUGAGCCAACCCCAACUGAGUUCCGGUUUCUUCAACAACCUUUCGUUCAAGCGUGUUUAAUAAAAAUGAUUUGCAAUAUCGGUGCACUUACCAAAGCCAAUCGAAAAACACAUAGCUUAGCUUUGCACUGUACAUUCCCGAACAUGUAUUUUAAUCGCUUGGAUAAUCAUGCAAACAAGAUGAAUUUAUAUCUUAGCAAAGUUUAUUGAGAAAAAAUUAUUUUGACUGUGAGAAAAACAUAAGCAUUAGCAAUUUUAUAUUUAUUUGGAUGGUUCGUUAGACGUUAAGGAAACAGCUACUCUGAUAUAUCAUUGAUUAAGUUUAUCUUCUAUUUAAAUGCACACGUGUGUGGACGAUUUUUUUCGAUGCAGUUUCGAAAGAUCUCUUGUUUGUUUCAUUUAUGUUAUGUCGUGUCACUUUUGACAAUAAAAAUGUGCUUACUGAUU
This is a messenger RNA of Lingula anatina, 1279 nucleotides long. RefSeq names its product von Willebrand factor A domain-containing protein 2-like. NCBI's taxonomy places the organism in Eukaryota, Metazoa, Brachiopoda, Lingulata, Lingulida, Lingulidae. The record is from RefSeq and is a predicted model, not a curated record.